AACAACUGUCCUGUCACAUAUCCGGACUUCGCUCUUUAUACUACCUUACAUACUCAUCAACCCCCCCCCAAUACUUUGUCACAAUGGGUAAGGAGAAGCUUCACGUUAACGUCGUCGUCAUUGGCCAUGUCGACUCCGGCAAGUCCACCACUACUGGUCACAUGAUCUACAAGUGCGGUGGUAUCGACAAGCGUACCAUUGAGAAGUUCGAGAAGGAGGCUGCCGAACUUGGCAAGGGCUCCUUCAAGUACGCCUGGGUGCUUGACAAGCUGAAGGCUGAGCGUGAGCGUGGUAUCACCAUUGACAUUGCUCUUUGGAAGUUCGAGACUCCCAAGUACAUGGUCACCGUCAUUGAUGCCCCCGGUCACCGUGACUUCAUCAAGAACAUGAUCACGGGUACUUCUCAGGCUGACUGCGCCAUUCUGAUCAUUGCUGGUGGUACCGGAGAGUUUGAGGCUGGUAUCUCCAAGGAUGGCCAGACUCGUGAGCACGCUCUGCUCUCCUUCACCCUCGGUGUGCGUCAACUCAUCGUCGCCGUCAACAAGAUGGACACCACCAAGUACUCCGAGGACCGUUUCAACGAAAUCAUCAAGGAGACUUCGACUUUCAUCAAGAAGGUCGGUUACAACCCCAAGUCUGUUGCCUUCGUUCCCAUCUCUGGAUGGCACGGUGACAACAUGAUUGAGGCCACCACCAACAUGCCCUGGUACAAGGGAUGGGAGAAGGAGACUAAAGCCGGCAAGUCCACCGGAAAGACCCUCCUCGACGCCAUCGAUGCUAUCGAGCCCCCUUCUCGUCCCACCGACAAGCCCCUGCGUCUCCCUCUGCAGGAUGUUUACAAGAUUGGUGGUAUUGGUACGGUGCCCGUCGGCCGUGUCGAAACCGGUGUCAUCAAGCCCGGUAUGGUUGUCACCUUCGCCCCCGCCAACGUCACCACUGAGGUCAAGUCCGUUGAGAUGCACCACGAGUCUUUGACCGAGGGUCUCCCCGGUGACAACGUUGGCUUCAACGUCAAGAACGUCUCCGUCAAGGACAUUCGUCGAGGAAACGUUUGCUCUGACUCCAAGAACAACCCCGCUCAGGAGGCUGCUUCUUUCAACGCCCAGGUCAUCGUCAUGAACCACCCUGGUCAAAUCGGUGCCGGUUACUCGCCCGUGCUCGACUGCCACACUGCCCACAUUGCGUGCAAGUUCGCCGAGCUCCUCGAGAAGAUUGACCGUCGUUCCGGAAAGUCCAUCGAGUCUGGCCCCAAGUUCAUCAAGUCUGGUGAUGCCGCCAUGGUCAAGAUGAUUCCCUCCAAGCCCAUGUGCGUCGAGGCUUUCAACGAGUUCCCUCCUCUUGGUCGUUUCGCCGUCCGUGACAUGCGUCAGACCGUCGCUGUCGGUGUCAUCAAGGCUGUCGAGGCUGCUGCUGCUAAGGGUGGUAAGACCACCAAGGCCGCUGAGAAGGCCUCCAAGAAGAAGUAAACCCUUCUUCGAGAUGUAUGGCAUCAUGCCAUGGGGGC
Messenger RNA from Ceraceosorus guamensis, 1504 nucleotides. RefSeq names its product translation elongation factor 1 alpha. NCBI's taxonomy places the organism in Eukaryota, Fungi, Basidiomycota, Exobasidiomycetes, Ceraceosorales, Ceraceosoraceae. Gene Ontology annotation, molecular function: GTP binding; translation elongation factor activity; GTPase activity. Bases 84 to 1466 code for a protein of 460 amino acids. The transcript has 5 exons. The record is from RefSeq and is a predicted model, not a curated record. Gene Ontology annotation, biological process: translation; translational elongation.